CAGCAGCAGGUGUGUGCCUAUCACCAUGGGGAUGCUGGUGCCCACUGCUCUAGCUCUUGGGCUGCUGAGCUUGUUCCAGCAGCAGCUGGGUUCCCUCUGGAGUGGCCUGGCCAUCCUGUUCUGCUGGCUGAGAAUAGCCUUGGGGUGGCUAGAUCCUGGAAAGGAACAGCCACAGGUCCCGGAUGAGCCUCAGGAGACCCAGGAGACCCAGGAAGACAGGAACAGUACUCAGCCCACAACCCCUGUUAGUGUCAACUACCACUUCACUCGUCAGUGCAACUACAAAUGUGGCUUCUGCUUCCACACAGCCAAGACAUCCUUCGUGCUGCCCCUGGAGGAGGCCAAGCGAGGACUGCUUCUGCUCAAACAGGCUGGUAUGGAGAAGAUCAACUUUUCAGGAGGAGAGCCCUUCCUCCAGGACAGGGGUGAAUACCUGGGCAAGCUGGUGAGGUUCUGCAAGGAGGAGCUAGCCCUGCCCUCUGUGAGCGUGGUAAGCAACGGCAGCCUCAUCCGGGAGAGAUGGUUCAAGGACUACGGAGACUAUUUGGACAUUCUUGCUAUCUCCUGUGACAGCUUCGACGAGCAGGUUAAUGUUUUGAUUGGUCGUGGUCAAGGAAAAAAGAACCACGUGGAAAACCUUCAGAAGCUGAGGAGGUGGUGCAGGGAUUACAAGGUGGCUUUCAAGAUCAAUUCCGUCAUUAACCGCUUCAACGUGGAUGAAGACAUGAAUGAACACAUCCGGGCUCUGAGCCCUGUGCGCUGGAAGGUUUUCCAGUGCCUCCUAAUUGAGGGUGAGAACUCAGGAGAAGAUGCCCUGAGGGAAGCAGAAAGAUUUCUUAUAAGCAAUGAAGAAUUCGAAGCAUUCUUAGAGCGUCACAAAGAGGUGUCCUGUUUGGUGCCUGAAUCUAAUCAGAAGAUGAAAGACUCCUACCUUAUUCUGGAUGAAUAUAUGCGCUUUCUGAACUGCACCGGUGGCCGGAAGGACCCUUCCAAGUCCAUCCUGGAUGUCGGCGUGGAAGAAGCGAUAAAGUUCAGUGGCUUUGACGAAAAGAUGUUUCUGAAGCGUGGCGGGAAGUAUGUGUGGAGUAAAGCGGACCUGAAGCUGGACUGGUGAGGCUGUGGCCUGAAGGAGACUCUGGCCAGCUACAGGGAAGUCCACGUGCAGCUGUUCUUCACCACGCUCUGUCUUCUGGCUGUCUGGGGACUGUUGUUAUUGAGAAUGCAGUCUGUGUACAACCAUUCUGUGACUGCUUAUACAGCAGAUAGUGGUCCUCCACAGGAAUAGAGUUCUGUUCACAGAGAACAAGGCCCAGUGAUCCCGAAGAACCAACAUUUCAUUUGUAUUUGUAUUUUACUGUGAAUCCCACAUUUCCUUUUUUUCUUUGCAUUCCCCCUGAGAAACUUCGUUAUUUUCUGCUAACUACUCAAGUUUUGUCAACAGGAAACAUCACGAAAGACACCCUCCAAUUACUGCUGACUAUUAUAAUGCUUUUCUGCUUUGGAAUCUUGGAGUUUUUAGUCAGAAAUAUAGAAUCAAGGCAUAGCUCAUAGAGCCAUAAGUGAGACUUUUACUCUUUUGCAAGGAGCAUUUGGAAGAAGUUACUUCUGAGGGCAGGUCAUCUGUUCAAGGCACCAGCCCCUGAUGCUACCCCUUCACGAUGGCUGUUCUAUACUAUGCCAAUUCAUUGAAGAUUCUUGACAAAACCAACAUAUGCUUUACCUUUUGUGGUGUGGCUCUGGGGAUGGCCCUUACGCAGCUGCAACUGCCCGUGCAUUGAGGCUGCCUGAGUCAGGUUGUCCCUCUUUUCUGAAAAGCUCCAAGGGCCAUGAGCCAGGCACAUACAGAAGAGUAGUGGAGGGAUGGGCAGGAAGGACUCCUUCAGGAACAGGAAGUGUGUCGGCUUGCUAUAAAUGUGCCUGCGGCUUCUUAGCAGAUUUCACAAGAAACUCUGAAAGAAGGCCUGGUCUAGGCCAACAUGAGAAACAGUUUCUUCGCUACACCCAAAAGGUAAAAGACAGAAUGUGAACUAGUCAAAAUCUUCUCCCUGUGGAAGUAUUGCAUGAGUUUAUUAAACCUAGACAGUGCCUUACUUCUUGGAAAAUAAUUUCCUAUCAAAGGGUAACAUAGAAUAUUUUGUCUUCUCCAAGAAAUUGAGCUCCUCUGCAAUUCCACUAUGCCCACUAGAGGGCACCAGGACUCAUUAAGCAUCUCAGACACUUUCCUUCUGAGUCUACUUUUAGGACUUGGUGAAUUUUGGUUCUGUUCCUUGUUGUUUUAUUUGUUUGGAGUUUUUUUCUUUUUGGUGCUUAUAUUAAUACUAAAAAUUUUCUAAGGAACUGGAAUUUUGGGUAUUUUCUCACAAAGGAUGUUCAUAGUUUAGUUAGGUCGCUAUAAUUCAACUGAGACAUGCUUUUGUCUCAUUAAAAACAGGUCAGGUUUUUCUAUGUUUUCUACUUUGUUUGCGUGUUUAUUUACCUGUUUUUGCUUGAAUAUAAGUAUAACUAUGUAGCCCAGGCUGGCCUGGAACUCGUGAUGGCCUUAACUACCCCCCCUCAAUUACACAGGUGUAUUACUCAACUCCUAUAUAGAUAUUUUUAAGAGAAAUUUGAGCCACAUCCCCCCCCCCGAAAAUUGUGAUUUUCUUAGUUAAGUCCUGUGUACUUAGUUCACCUGGGAAAUCCCAGAGGACAUGAGCAGACACCAACUUGGCCAAAGGACAAGAAAGCUUUAAACUGAGGUCCAAUCUUCUGAAUUAAAGUAUAUCUCCUCCUGACUGAAGGAAGAUGCAUGUCUCUUUCCCUAAUUAAAGAAGAACAUGAAGAGAGUAUGUUUGGGAAAUGAGUCGUCAUCCUAAAUGUACCACCCAACCCCUCGCACAUGCACAGUAGGUUUGAGAUCUCUACGCUUAAAAUAUUCAAAAAAAAUCUCCUUUUUCCCGCAAGGGAAGAAUUAUGAUAUUUUAUUAUCAUAGUAAAAGUCAAACUUGGAUCAGAUCAUACACUGGUUUACUUUUACAGUGUUACAUCUCUGUGUUCAUUGUGUGAAGCACGUGCUGUCUUCUGGGAGAACUCGAGGAGUGAGCUAAUUGAUGUUCCUUAGGAGUCACAGGCAGGCAUCCCGUGUUCCAUGACUGAUUGAUAAGGAGCAGUAAUACUGUGAAGGGGGGUUUACUCAAGAACUUAGGAGGGUAGGUCUUCCCACACUGAUUUUAAAGCCUUUGGCAUCUGUUAUAUAAUGUGUUCAAUGAGAACAUCGUGGGCUGCUUUUUUUAAGCUGGAAGCUUCAGGGUGUUAAUGGCUAAAUAAUCUGUAAAAGAAAAAAAUGGCCCAGGUUUUGCUCUGUGUUUGGAGUUUGAGGUCUAAUUGUUGCAUAGAUAAACAGGCAACCAAUCAAACCAAGCGGCAGUUAGCUCCUUACAGCAGUGAUUCAGCUCAUGCCCAACCCUCUUGGUGAACUUGUGUUAUAAGCUAUUAUUAGACAAAGUACAAUCAUGUUGGCCUCAUGUGAGUGUGUCCAGAUGAGGUUUAAUGUUAGGGGAUAUAUGUAUAUGUGUCUCCCUGUAGAAUUGCACUGUGUUUUGAGGCAUUGCACUAAUGUAUGGUAACAUGAUCUGUGUAUUAAAAUGUUCUAUACAUGGCCUAA
Apodemus sylvaticus (European woodmouse) is the source of this 3643-nucleotide messenger RNA. RefSeq names its product radical S-adenosyl methionine domain containing 2 (gene Rsad2). Gene Ontology annotation, molecular function: 4 iron, 4 sulfur cluster binding; catalytic activity. Gene Ontology annotation, biological process: defense response to virus; positive regulation of immune response. The transcript has 6 exons. Gene Ontology annotation, cellular component: endoplasmic reticulum membrane; mitochondrion; lipid droplet. NCBI's taxonomy places the organism in Eukaryota, Metazoa, Chordata, Mammalia, Rodentia, Muridae. The record is from RefSeq and is a predicted model, not a curated record. Bases 26 to 1114 code for a protein of 362 amino acids.